This is a messenger RNA of Cuscuta epithymum, 966 nucleotides long. NCBI's taxonomy places the organism in Eukaryota, Viridiplantae, Streptophyta, Magnoliopsida, Solanales, Convolvulaceae. The record is from the annotation of a GenBank genome assembly.
AAAACAAUGAAGUGGCACCUCUAAAGUUGAGGCUUCUGGGAAAAAAAGGACAUAAUGCUAGAACAUAUAAUCUUCCUACGGCCUCAAAAGUAGCAACGCUUAUUGUGGGGGGUUUCGAUGCAUCCAGUGGUGAGAGAGAUAUAAUAGUAGAAACACAAUCAAAUGCUCUAAAGCGUGUGUCUGUUUUGAGCUCAGCGUAUUUUCCAUUACAAUACCCAUUGUUGUUCCCAAGGGGAGAGCAAGGAUAUACAAAUGAUAUCUCAUUAAACGAGACUCAAAGUGCAAGAUCACAUAAGAGGCACAAGGUUUCAAUGAUAGAGUUCUAUGCUUACAGAUUUCAAAAUCGAGAUACUGAACAAGCAUGUUUUUUGUUUUCAAAACGCCUGUUUCAACAAUUGUUGGUGGACGUACAUAGUAUAGUUGAAUCAACUCGAUUGUACUAUUACAGAACUCAUCAAAAGGAAGUUAGGGCGGACAUGUAUAAAGAAAUCGAAGAGGCCGUCCUAAGGGGUGAUACAAAUCCGGCGCCUGUGGGUAAACACAUUGUGCUACCAUCAUCUUUUACGGGUGGUGCACGAUACAUGUUUCAGAAUUAUCAAGACGAUAUGGCAAUAUGCCGCUAGAUGGGCUAUCCUGAUUUAUUCAUUACAUUCACAUGCAAUCAAAACUGGCCUGAACUCUCUAGAUAUUUGAGGGCCCAAGGACUGAAAUCUGAAGAUAGACCCGACUUGAUUUGUCGCGUUUUCAAAAAUUAACUUGAUGAGAUGAUUAAAGAGAUCAAAGGAGGGAAAGUUUUUGGAUUAGUGAGGGCAGUAUAGGUAUCCACAUCCAAAUGAUAUUGAUAAGAUUAUAUCAGCUGAGCUACCGGAUGAAGAGAGUGACCCCGAAUUGCUAAAGAUUGUCUCAACUUUUGGUCCAUAGUCCGUGUGGGUUGCAGAAUAAGAAAUCACCGUGCAUAUAUGUAGA